Molecule: messenger RNA, 1413 nt
Organism: Dendronephthya gigantea
Lineage: Eukaryota; Metazoa; Cnidaria; Anthozoa; Malacalcyonacea; Nephtheidae
Exons: 5
Coding region: 43-1068 (341 amino acids)
Source: RefSeq, a predicted model, not a curated record
UAUACACAAAAACCAGCUUGCAAUAUCAUAUGGAAAAACUCCAUGUAUUCGGUAUUUGGUGAGGAGUGGAAGCCAUUUUCGCUAAAAGAUCCUGAAAUGUUCACGUUGAAUUCCAUUGAUACAGAAAGAACCUCUUUAAAUAUGGCAAACGGCGAAAGAUUUUUUGAACAAUGGUCGGGUACUCUGAUUAGGCUUUCUAUGAAGUGCAACAGUGAAGAACACUGCGUGGUUUUGAAGAUCGAAGGAUCACGGGAAAAUAAAACUCAGAACGUUUCGUCACCAACAACGUCAGCGUUAAAUAGCACAACAACCUCUGACAACUCAACAUCCUCUCCUGAUGGUUCACAAAUGUCUUCGAUGUUUUUUAUUGUUCCUGUUGUUGUGUUCUUUUGUCUACUUAUUGUAGCACUUGUUAUUAUAGUGUACUAUCGACGGCGUGGUAAAAGGUUAAAUUCAGAGGAGGAUCAUCGUCCUUACGAAGAUUCCUCAGCAAAGCCAUUUGCGUGUUACGAAGAUCCUGCUCUGUUCACGGCGGAAAUGCAGGGACUAACUCCAUACGAUAGUCCCGGAAUCACGAUAUGUUCUGGGAACCAUUACGAGCGGCCUAAAGACGGCCCGGACCAACCGAUAUCCCGCCAAAAUGGUAAAGACAGUAAAGAAUUUCAAUACGAUUACGCAACACGCGAGGAAACCUCCCAACUUCCACACAUACUAAACGGUGACAUAACUUUAGCGGACGAAACGUCUGGUGCCGCAAAGCCUCGCCGGGAACAAAAUUCCGAUUCACUGCAACCAAGUGAGAAACGAGAGCAACGCAUAGUGAAGACACCUAUCUAUCAGACUUUAGAAGAAGACUCGCCCGAAAAUGAUAGUAAUAAAUCAGCCUACGAAGAACCACACAAAAAUCCAAACUCACGUGCAAGCGACAAACCCGUCUAUUACACUUUAGAAGAAGAUUCGCCCGCGGUUGAUGAUAUAAUAUCAGCCUACGCGACACCGCACGAAAAUAAAGACUCGUCCACAAGCAGCAAACCUAUCUAUCACACAUUAGAGGAACAUACACCCUAGAUUCAUGUUGCAGCUGAGAAACUGGAAUAUUGUAGAAUAAAGAAACCCAUCUUCCAGGCAUCAGAGAAAAAACACACCAUAAUCAAUAAACACGCCAACCUCGUACCCAGGGUCUUUUACCUCAGCUCCUUGGUACGAGGUUGUAAACAUGCGUGCAGGACACGAUAAAUAGCAAAAGAAAAAAUUAUUCAUAUUUCCACAAAUGCGCAUGCAUGUUCCCAGCGUUAAAAUUUGGUUAGUAAUCUGGGUUAGUUAUCUUUUUUCAGUAGAAAUUCUGCCAUUAUUCAUCGCUGGGUGUGUUUAGUGUUCGUAACGAUAGUAACUGAACAUUAAUACAAUUACUCU